Messenger RNA from Metopolophium dirhodum (rose-grain aphid), 1622 nucleotides. RefSeq lists its product as uncharacterized. The record is from RefSeq and is a predicted model, not a curated record. Bases 224 to 1420 code for a protein of 398 amino acids. The transcript is spliced from 11 exons. NCBI's taxonomy places the organism in Eukaryota, Metazoa, Arthropoda, Insecta, Hemiptera, Aphididae.
UCAGAGGCGUCGUUUCAGUUCAGUUCGGGCCGGUCUUCAGCGCACGUCGCCUACACCAUAACCUAACGGUUGUCCUACACGGAAAACGCUACAAGUCACCGUCGUCCGGACGCUGGGUAUCGCUGGGUAUCGCGGUGCCACGAAAGUAAUUUUUUUAUUAAAAUUUAAUAUCUUGAAUGCCGCACAGCGUUCGGUGAUCGUCCGGUGCCAAUCGUAGACGACCAUGAACCUGGUAACGUCGUCGCCAAAGUCACGGCCGCUGCGGCUGCUGCUUCAGUUUUUGCUGUUGUUGGCUGCAACGAGAGGAGCCAUAGGUUGGCCGUGGCCGUCGUUGGGAAAUCCGUCCGGAGCCGUUGGAAGAGUGUUGAAUUUCUUCCCGGUGCCGGUGACCGAAGAGUGCCUGUCCGACGAUUCGCGGAGAACGGGCCUGUGCUUGAACACGUAUGAGUGCAGAAUACAAAACGGAGAGUCUCACGGUGCUUGCGCUUUGGGUUUUGGAGUGUGUUGCGUCUUCACGUCGUCCUGUAACGCAGAAGUGGCCAACAACGUCACGUACUUCGUUAAUCCAAAUUUCCCAGGGCUGUUGGACGACGUGGGUGAAUGCUCGCUGCGUGUCAAGAAGAUAUCCAAAGACAUAAGCCAGCUACGAUUGGACUUUGUGAACUUCAAUCUAGCGCAGCCCAACAGGAAAACGGGAGUGUGCGAGACGGACACGUUCGUCGUCACCGGUGGAGCGUCCAACGACCUGAGAAUUUGCGGUCUCAACAGCGGCCAACACGUGUACUACGAUAUGGACGACGCGAAAGACUAUGUCACGAUCAACAUUCGACUGACCAAAGGCAACUACAACCGGAUGUGGGAGAUUAAAAUCACACAGAUCGAGUUCGCUCAGCGUGCGCCAGCUGGAUGUCUUCAGUAUUUCCACGAAGUCACGGGCACAGUGCAGACUAUGAACUUUGCGGUCAACGGCCGACAUCUGGCCGACCAAGACUACGUGAUUUGCAUACGACAAGAACACGGUAUGUGUUCGAUCGCUUAUGAGCCGUGCGAUGAAAACUCGUUUAAGAUCGGACCUCCGAUAUUUUCCGAUACAGGAAUCGAGGGUUCAGGAGAUGAAGGUGAUGACGUUCCAGGUGGGAGCCAGGUGGUGUCCAUGGACGUAUUCCGUGAGUGCAGCGACCGCGUCAUGAUGCCCUGCGAUUCCGAAGAAUUCAUAACGCCUCAAGGUGGCCCUGGAAUAUGUGAUCUUCUCCAUUGCGGAAACAAUUUCUGCACAGACAAGGAAACGCCGUGCCGGAUCGAGAGCAGCACCACGCCAUUCGUGAUGCGAGUGCAGUUUGGACCAGGCAAUAGGGAAGAAAAUCCCGAAGACAACUUGGGAAUGUGCAUCAGAUACGAACAACUGCAGUGUUCAUCGUAAAUUUGUUUUCGUUUUAUUUCGCACAACGACACAAGGUGUCGCCGACCGUGUGACAAGACCGGGAUAGUGAACACAUUUGGCGACAUCAUGUGCGCCUCACCGAAGCCAACUCCGCCAAAGAUUACAAUACAAACUUAAUAUUGAUACUUACUAUUGUAUACUUACUUUUUAUAUCUAUAAAUAUAUAUUAUACUCUUUUGUA